AUGAAGGAAGCACAAAGAACGACUUGCCUUGAAAUUGUAGAUAUUAUCAUCAAGCAUCCUAUUUCAGGUCCAUUCAGGCUACCUGUUAACAAAGAAUUGCUUCCGCAAUACUACGAAAUCGUUGAUGAUCCACAAGAUUUGCAAACAAUUAGGCAAAAUCUCGAAAACAAGGAAAUUAGAUCGAUCAGAGAAUUUAAACGUAAUAUGGGACUAAUUUGGUCAAAUGCAAUUCUUUUUAAUGGAAAAGAUAGCGAAUAUUCCAAUUUAGCUAGAGAAUUACAAAAGACUUUCGAGAAACUGAUGCUAGAUAAAUUACCAACAUCCACAACUACGUGGAUGGAAAGAGUAAAUUUGUAUCAAAAUCGAUUAAAUCAUUUGAUUGGAAAUCCACCAUCAAAUAUAUCAGAUUCUGUCCCCAUUGAAGCACUUGAACCGAAAUCACUUAUUCCGCUCUCCGCUGCUGAAUACAAAUCCUUAUUUUCAUAUGCAACAGAGUUACCUAAUGAAGAAGAUAGAGCUAAGCUGUUCAAGAUGCUUAAAAAGCCUAAAUCUGUCAUAGAUCUUACAGAACUUUCUUUGAAAACACUCCAUGAUGCUAUGGAAUUUGUAAAAGAUCUCAAAAAUCAAAGGAAACGCUCUGCUAUAUCAGCAGCUGCAGAACAAUAA
Trichomonas vaginalis G3 is the source of this 666-nucleotide messenger RNA. Its product is annotated as bromodomain family. Gene Ontology annotation, biological process: chromatin remodeling; regulation of DNA-templated transcription. The record is from RefSeq and is a predicted model, not a curated record. NCBI's taxonomy places the organism in Eukaryota, Parabasalia, Trichomonadida, Trichomonadidae. The transcript has a single exon. Gene Ontology annotation, cellular component: nucleus; chromatin. The coding region runs from base 1 to 666 and encodes 221 amino acids.